Messenger RNA from Pelobates cultripes (western spadefoot toad), 567 nucleotides. The record is from the annotation of a GenBank genome assembly. Lineage: Eukaryota; Metazoa; Chordata; Amphibia; Anura; Pelobatidae.
AUGCAUGGAGAGAGAACACUACCGCAGCACUGUGCGUAUGGAGAGAGAACACUACCGCAGCACUGUAUGCAUGGGGGGGGGGUGGAGAGAACACUACCGGCAGCACUGUAUGCAUGGAGAGAGAGAAAACUACCGCCAGCACUGUAUGCAUGGAGAGAGAGAAAACUACUGCCAGCACUGUAUGCAUGGAGAGAGAGAAAACUACCGCCAGCACUGUAUGUAUGGAGAGAGAGAACACUACCGGCAGCACUGUAUGUAUGGAGAGAGAGAGAGAACACUACCGGCAGCACUGUAUGUGUGGAGAGAGAAAACACUACCGGCAGCACUGUAUGUGUGGAGAGAGAGAACACUACCGGCAGCACUGUAUGUGUGGAGAGAGAGAACACCACCGGCAGCACUGUAUGUGUGGAGAGAGAGAGAGAACACUACCGGCAGCACUGUAUGUGUGGAGAGAGAGCAUACUACCGGCAGCAGUGUAUGUAUAGAGAGCGCAUACUACCGGCAGCCGUGUAUGUAUGGGUUAUAAAGGAACGGUUCCCUUCAAACCCUCAUGCACACAGUAUUUGA